Molecule: messenger RNA, 3937 nt
Organism: Mytilus californianus (California mussel)
Lineage: Eukaryota; Metazoa; Mollusca; Bivalvia; Mytilida; Mytilidae
Exons: 10
Coding region: 79-1956 (625 amino acids)
Molecular function (GO): protein binding
Source: RefSeq, a predicted model, not a curated record
UACAAAUUAUUCGGAAGAAAGCCAAGAACCGAAGAAGAAGGAAGAAUUCAGAUAUAUAGGUUCGAAAUGUAAAAAGUUAUGUGGAGGUGGCUUAGCGGAUUGCCAAGAGCGAUACGCCAGCAUUUCCACGGGCCGAGAGCAUCGGCAACAGGAGUUUGCAGAGAAGAUGAAGCUGAAUUUGAGCAGCAGUGUAAAGAUUUGCGAAAGAAGAAAUGCAUAUUUGUCAAGGAUCAUUUAAGGAUAUGUACAUUCAGAUAUAAAGGAGAAGACAAAUACAAACAUGGACCAGACCAAGAUAAAUGGUACAAAAAUUAUAAUAAGGAUUUUCAUUCAUUCUUCAAUGGGAACCACAAUGCAUUGGAAGCUCUUGGCUGGGGUGCAGCUGUAGUACUUGGAAUCCAUUUAUCAAAAUGUCCAAUUCAACAACCAGAGAAACACAAACCAAGAAAGCCACCUGAUGGACAGAAACGAUGUAUGUUAUGGCAGGUGGCUCUGGCAAUACCAGACAAGGUUCGGCCACAGAGAAUUACGUCACAUUCUAUAGUUGAUUCUGAUGUUAGUGUAUCAAGCAGACCUUUGAUUGGUAGUUCUGUCAUCACUUUUGAUAGCCAGAAACAAGAAGGAGUGAAAGAAUUUACAACUGCCAGUAAUCUUUCCACUGAACACGAUGAAAAUGAGACCACAGAUCCUUUAUACAAAGUAAUGAAUGAAUUUGAGGACAUGUGUAAAAAGUAUGCAGGGAUAGGAAAGAACAUCCAGGGUCUCCAAGAAGCUACUAAAAGUCAGAUGAAAAAGGCUGCUAGUAACUGGAUAGAUGCCUCACAUCUUGGUUACACCAAAGCACAGUUCAAUAUAGGUCUAUGUUAUGAAACAGGGAAAGGCGUAAAACAGAAUCUCAGAAAAGCAGAGAAGUAUUACAAAUUAGCUGCAGAAGAUGGACACCAACAGGCCCUUUAUAACCUGGCAUUGCUGUACCUGAAGGGUGAAGGUUGUAUAGAAAAGAAUGUUAACUUAGCUAUAGAACUUUUACAGAAGGCUGCUGAAUAUGGUCUCGGUCAGGCACAGACCUAUCUUGGUGUAUAUUAUACAGAAGAAGAAACCCAGGACUUAGAAAAAGCUGUUUCAUUGUUCCAAGCUGCUGCAGACCAGAAUGACCCUGAAGCCCAGUAUUUUUUAGGAGUGUGUUAUGAAAAUGGAUGGGGAGUAGAGGUGAAUGAGUGCAAAAGUGCAGAACUGUAUUCACAAGCUGCUUCAAGUGGUCAUGAUGGUGCACUUUACAGCUUGGGAGUCUUCUAUGAACUAGCUAUAGGGGGAUUGCCAGAAGAUAAAGCUAGUGCUAUAGAACUGUUCAAAAAAGCUACCGACAGAGGGAAUGAGCAAGCUAGAGCACAUUUAGAAAAGAUCCAAGCUGAUGCAGACAGAAAAGAUUUACAUUUGUUAAAUAUAGAAGAAGAUGAAAACAAAAGAACUGUAAUAUACCUUAAUGAUGAAGAGACAGAAAUCCAAGAAGAGGAAGAGAAAAAGUCUAUAAAACUUAAUGUGUCUAUGUCAUCACCAUCACUCACAGAUUACAUCCGACAUCACCUCAAUUCAUUUUCAUUAGCCAGUGUCCAAGUGCCAUUCAAUUUCCAGGAUCCAUUAUCAUUGCUGAAUAAAUCCGUUCAUCAGAACCAUAUAUCAUCAAUAAUAAGUAGUGCUUCUAAAGGGGAGAUAACAGCAAACAGUGAAUUAUCUCCCUUGCUACCUGUAGAAUGGAACCCCCUUUAUGGGAGUCCCCGUAGAUCAGACGGUCAUGACAGAGUAUCAUUCAGCAUUGGUGCAGAUGAAGAUGAUUUAGAUAGAUUGUUAGAUUUAGAUGAUGACAGUCUAAAUGAACCCACUCAAAUUCAUCACUUUUGUUCCUUCAUUCAAAAGACUUCAACCAUGCCAAAUCUACAAAGUGUUUCAUGUAACUGACUUAAAUGGCAGUAGUGGUAACAUUGACAUGUAAUAUAGGAUGGCUUUGAGUUUUUAUGAACUCUUUGUAUUCGUAUUUUAAGAAUUGUAUAAAGAUAUUAAAUUGUGUUUUACAAAAGGAGGUUUAAAGUUUUGAUAGAUUCUAUACAUUACAUUAUUUGUUAUAUGUACUUUAAUUCAUACCUUUUUGAUAACAUGUAGUUUGAAAUUGAAUGAUAUUUUCCACUAAGAUAUUAGAAAAUAAUGUUAUUUACAUUAAUAAAAGACUGCUGUUAAUUGUUUGAAACUUUUCAAGAUUCAAUAGAAAAAAAAGAUAAUUCUGAUUUGUGACAUUGGUUGCAAUGAAAUACCAUUAUUUCUCAGUAAAAAACAUAAAAGAAAUCACUCAGACAUUAUACAUUGAUAAAAGCAUUAUCAAUGACAUUGCUGUCAGAGCAAAGUGUGAACACACAUGAAAAGAAGUAGUUCCUUGUAUUUCCUACUUGAUUUAAACUUAAAGCCAAUGUAAUAACAAAGAAUAACUUAUUCAAGAUUUAAAAUGUAGGAAAAUAUUCAGCUUGGGACCGUAAAACAGUGAAAAUUUUUUCAUGCAGCCACUCUGUGCAUUUGUGAAUAAAUGAGUUGAUAAUUUUUCUGUUUUUAAAUUCUUAGAUUAGCUAUUCUUUAACUGUGAUAAUUAACUUGAUAAUAUUUUCACAAUUUACAAUCUGUUUAUUGCAGUCUAUUAGGCACUUUAUUGAUAUUGACUAUAAAUUUUAAUGCAUAUAUUAUAGAUGACAGUAUUUUAUGGUUUUUAGCUUUGAUACAUCUUUUUAUUAAGGAAUAUUUACAGUUAUGAUAUAUAUUUUAAAGUUCUAUUUUUUCUUAAAUUAUAUAAGCAAGUUAUGACAUGGAUUUGGAAUUUUUUUUUUUUUUUGGUGCUUGUUCUUUGGUUACUAUGGUUCAGUCAUUUAAUGUUAUCAGGUUAUGCACACAAUGUUAUGCCUUAAUGGAGUUAGAACUUAUGUACUCAUUAUGUUUUGCUUGGUAAUGUCUGUUGAAAUUUAUGACAUUACUGAAAAAAAAUUCAAUUGUACACAUUUGUAUUCAUAUAAGUUUUACCAACAAAUUCAGUUGUUGACAAAACUAAAGGUGAAGACAAAUGUUUCCAAAGGGAAGACCACUUGCAAUGGCAAGAUUUUUCUUUUUUUUAAAACAUUACCAGGCCAUGUGCUUAUCAUAUUUAAGGUAAUGAAAAUAGAUUCCAAUGGAGAUGGAUUACAAUCUUUUAGUUUUACAAAUGAUAAUUCUACCUGUUUCUAUGGCACUGUCUCAUAAGGGCCAUCAUAUUUGAUUUACUUUUUAGAGGUCUUAUUUGUUUCAGUUAAAGACUUCCAUCCAUUAACAAGUUUUAAAUAUUUAUGUCUUUAUAUUUAAAUCAUGCAUACAAAUGUUAACGCAUCAACAUAUCACUCAAACAUAUGUUGUAAAACUAUAACUCAGCAUCUAUGUUUUUACUGUAUACAUGUAUACGUCAUAGUCAAGUUUUUAAGUUUUUAAAAUUGGUUGCAUUUAAAAAUAACACAAUUAUGAUUUCAGUCAUGUCAGUAGUCUGGCAAGACCAAAUUGACUCUAUAGGUUUAUUUGAUUAUUUCAGUAACUAUUUAAAAUUAAGUUCCCAUGAUCAUUGAAAUAAAUUUCAUUGCUGUACAGUUGAAUCAAUAUUUAAAACCCAUCAUACACAAUAGCUCUCCCCACCUGAAAAAAAAUAUAAUGAUAAUAAAGUGUUUAACCAAUUAAGUACAAUAAUUCAGUCAAUCAUGUUAUACUUUCUGAGCAAACAUUAUUUUAGAUAUGAUUAUAGUUUCCAUCAACUAUAGAGUUUAUUUGUUGAAACAAACAAUAUUUUGAACUGUCUUGUUAUAACUGUUUGUUAAUAUUUUGUUUUUUACUUGUUUUGCAGUGAAAUAUAAAAAACAAUAAAAUUGUAAAAAAAUAAUAA